This is a messenger RNA of Myxocyprinus asiaticus (Chinese sucker), 1552 nucleotides long. Its product is annotated as holocytochrome c-type synthase-like. The transcript is spliced from 7 exons. Gene Ontology annotation, molecular function: holocytochrome-c synthase activity. The record is from RefSeq and is a predicted model, not a curated record. Gene Ontology annotation, biological process: cytochrome c-heme linkage. Gene Ontology annotation, cellular component: mitochondrion. The coding region runs from base 110 to 919 and encodes 269 amino acids. NCBI's taxonomy places the organism in Eukaryota, Metazoa, Chordata, Actinopteri, Cypriniformes, Catostomidae.
CUUGGUAACCGGAAGCAGCAUAGCAGGUUGACAUUGUGGUGCGUCCAACAGUUACAACAGAGAUACAGAGAGAGGGGUUCCUCUGACACUUUAAGGACUGGUGUUCAUUAUGGGAGCUUCAUUGUCUGGUCCUGCCACCACCGUUAGGGCAGAGGCUGCAGUGGCAGCUCCACAUUUUGGUGGGGUGACCCCACCCCCUGGAUGUCCCAUGCAUCAAGAGCCCCCCAAAAGCUCUCCGCUGCCUGAGUGCCCAAUGCAUAAGGCUCAGAUGGCACCGGCCGGACCAGUGCAUCAGGACAGAGCUUACGAGUUUGUCCAGUGUCCCAUGAAAGCUGCAGAUGGAGCCAUCGAUACCACAAACAUGAUGCCUCCUCCAAACCAGAUGCCCGCCCCUGACCAGCCCUUCCCUCUGUCUGUGAAAAGAGAGCAGUCGAAAAUCCCUCGAUCAGGCACAGAAAAGAACUGGGUCUAUCCUUCUGAACAGAUGUUUUGGAAUGCCAUGCUGAGGAAGGGGUGGCGCUGGAAGGACGAUAAUCUUGCUCCUGUAGACAUGUCCAACAUAAUCCAAAUCCACAAUCGUAACAACGAUCAAGCCUGGCAGGAAAUCCUGAAAUGGGAAGCACUACAUGCCAGCGAAUGUCCAUGUGGUCCAUCUCUUAAAAGAUUUCAGGGCAAAGCAAAAGAGUUUUCUCCAAGAGCCAGAAUACGACACUGGAUGGGAUACGAAUUACCUUACGACCGACACGACUGGAUCGUAGAUCGCUGUGGAAAGGAAGUUCGCUAUGUCAUCGACUACUACGACGGAGACAUUGAUAAAGACACCUACCAGUUUUCCAUCCUGGAUGUGCGUCCGGCCACUGAUUCUCUGGAGGCUGUUUGGGAUCGGAUGAAAGUGGCGUGGUGGCUUUGGACGUCGUAGAAUUCAUCUUUACACAGUUCUAACCUUUCUGUACAGAUAUAAAACAUCACAGAAAAACUUCAAAUGUACCACGUACUAAUAUCGCAUAGGUAGAGUCUUAUGUAAACACUUGCACACAUUGAUUGUUGGUGAUAUAUCUGGCUUUAAACAUUUACUGGAGAUUUACUAUGAAUAGUGCCAUAUUCCAUAUUAUUAACCACUAAGGUUAAACAUAUCUGGUGGUUGUUUUCUUUCAAAGCCUGGUCAUUGAGUGUUUUAGUGGAAGUGUGAAGAAAGAUUUGGCAGCUGUUAUACGUUUGUAGCUCAGUGAAAAUGGUUCAGUGGUCCCUGCAUUUUUUUUUUUGCUUAUGAAUGUAAUUGAUCUGCCUCAUGCAAUGAAGCAUAUGAUACCAUAUAUUUUUUUUUUUUACUUGUCGUCUUUCUUCCCAUAUUCACCUUGCCAACUGUAACAGUUUCAGCUCUGAAAUUAUGUAAAUUCUUGCAAACUCUCUCUGGGUUUAUUUAUUUUUGCAGAAAUGGCUGUCUAUGUAUAUACUAAAGUGCUGAUGUCUGUGAUCACUAUGAGUGAGAGUGUUUUAUAAAGACAUUUAUCCUCUGAUUAUUCAAAUAAAUACAUUGUAUCUGGCUUUGAAA